This is a messenger RNA of Guillardia theta CCMP2712, 688 nucleotides long. RefSeq lists its product as hypothetical. The record is from RefSeq and is a predicted model, not a curated record. The coding region runs from base 316 to 612 and encodes 98 amino acids. The transcript has 5 exons. Lineage: Eukaryota; Cryptophyceae; Pyrenomonadales; Geminigeraceae.
GACAGCAGCGGGACUAUUCAUUCUCAUUGUUUGUAUAGUACAACAUGAAGCAGAAAAGACAGAAGUAAAACUCAUUCAGACGCUCCCAAUGCAGGAACAAAGGAGGAGGAGCAGAACGUCUCCUGUCACUGCUUGUUAGACUCAGAACUGUGGUUUGAAGAUGAGGCCGGGUUGUAACAGGUUUUCCAUCCCCCAGCCCUUCAACUCUCGCAAGGACCUCUCAAGGUGUAGGAGAGACAAGACAGCGAUGAUGCAGCAGGACAAGCAAGUCAGCACGACGAUGAUGUAUCGAACCCAACUUGGCCUCGUCUGAUCAUGCUUGCGCAUCGCCCCGAGGAGGAGGAGGGCAGAGAGAACACACGUGAGGAGGCCUGUCGUGCUGCCCACCAGGGCAAAGAAAUGCCCAGGCAGAGGAAGAAACGACGCGGCAAAACCCGAUGCAGCAAUGAAGGUGACCCGGACAAAUCCGCGAGCUAUGGGGAUGAGAGCAUGGCGAAUGUCGAAGUGGCGCAUGAAUCGCAAGCCGACGAAGUUGAUUUCGAAGAUCCUGAGGGACGUGAGGAUAUGAUGGCGGAAGACGAUGAGGAGGUGGAGGAGCAGAGCGACUUGUGACAGCAGGACGAGUCGGCUGAAUGCGAACAAGACCCUCUCGUCAACGAGAGACCCUCCUGCUGCUGCUCCUGCUCCU